ACACUUGGAGUAGAGGUUCAUCCUCUUCUUUUUCAUACUAACCGAGGGCAGAUCCGCUUCAAUGUGUGGGAUACAGCUGGACAAGAGAAGUUUGGUGGAUUACGUGAUGGUUACUAUAUACAAGGACAAUGUGCCAUUAUAAUGUUCGACGUCACAGCUCGGGUCACUUACAAGAACGUACCAAACUGGCACCGAGAUUUGGUUCGAGUCUGCGAAAACAUUCCAAUAGUACUUUGCGGAAAUAAGGUUGACGUAAAAGACCGAAAAGUGAAGGCAAAGACAAUUACGUUUCAUCGCAAGAAGAACUUACAGUAUUAUGACAUCUCAGCCAAAUCUAACUACAACUUUGAAAAGCCAUUUCUUUGGUUGGCUCGCAAACUUCUUGGUGAUCCUAACCUUGAGUUCGUCGCUAUGCCAGCUCUUGCACCACCAGAGGUACAAAUGGAUCCAACUAUGGUGGCUCAGUACGAAGAAGACCUUAAAAACGCUGCGGAUGCCGAUUUGCCCGAUGAUGACGACGAUCUCUAGGC
Molecule: messenger RNA, 530 nt
Organism: Strongylus vulgaris
Lineage: Eukaryota; Metazoa; Nematoda; Chromadorea; Rhabditida; Strongylidae
Source: the annotation of a GenBank genome assembly